Messenger RNA from Sebastes umbrosus (honeycomb rockfish), 1863 nucleotides. RefSeq lists its product as uncharacterized. Bases 33 to 602 code for a protein of 189 amino acids. The transcript is spliced from 5 exons. NCBI's taxonomy places the organism in Eukaryota, Metazoa, Chordata, Actinopteri, Perciformes, Sebastidae. The record is from RefSeq and is a predicted model, not a curated record.
GUCCCUCAUCAACAGCAAUAUGUUGGACCUGGAUGCAGCAAAGAAACAGACAACGCACAGACCAUGUGAGGAGGUGUGAUUCUUUUAACAAUGGACUAAAACAGGAACUCUAUUACUGGACAGAAACAGUGGACCUCCACCAUCCUGCCAUGGAGGCGUCGACUCCAAGAAAACAACAGAAACCAGCAUACGGACAUCACAAAAAAGAGACCUCAGUUGGCCGCCCGCGGUUGCCCCGUCAGUCCACAGCAGACAGCCUCAGUGACGAGGUCGCUCAGCCCAGGAAGCUGAACGGUUCCUCAGUGGAACCACCGAGCUACCAGAACCUGCACCGGGAGCUGCUGCUCAGCCACAAACGGGGCCUGCUGGAGGAGAAACCGGAGCUGACGCGAGUGUUGGAGCAGCGCAGACUGGACCUGCACAAGGAGGAGGAGUUGGCUCAAAGGAGGCCCUCGGAUCUGGAGAUGGAGCUCCGCAAGAGGCAACUGAAGAUGCAAGAGUAUGAGCAGGAGGAGAUCAGGCGGCAGGAGAACGAGCAGAAGAUCCCGGAGUUUAUCCGUGUGAAGGACAACCUGAGGCGGACGCAGACGUUUGAGCCGUGAGGCAACGAGGCUCCCAUCAGCCCCUGCAGCAUCUCACCAUAGUGGCCCUAUUUUUAUGUUCUCUGUCAGCUGAGUUACAUAUAUAUAUAUAUAAAAAAGAAACAUCACAGAGGCACCAGAUCACGAUACAUCGCUUAGUGAAUUUUAAAUUACAUUUUGAAAUAUCAGAAUUUGUUUAAUCGUGCAUAUAGGAAACACAUAUUUAGAAAUGUCUUCUUAAAACGUUGUAACAGUUUCUGAUGAGGAAGUGGAGGUACUCGUUUUUUAUUCAUAACUAUGUGGAUCAACAUUUGUUGAAGGAAAGUGGAUGGAUAUUUUUUAUGUUUUUUUAUGGCCAUACUUUUUAUUUUUUCAUCUUCUCAUGAGACUGUUUUGAUGUUUGUUAAGUGGAAGGGCCACAUCAGUCUAAUUCUUUACUUCCUAUAAGACCACUACUCGAGACAUUUCUCAACAGAACUCUUUUGUAUUAAUAGGAAUCCCCCACAAAUGUGUGUGUUUGUGUAUAUGACUUUUAGUGUGCUGUGGAAAUAAAAGCUUUAUGGUUUGCAGAGAUGUGUUGUUUUGUUGGACACGACUCAAAGAAGCGCUGGGGAUUGAUUUGCAUGCCGCUCUUCUCCCCGAGGACUUCUUUCACAUGGAUAUACGGGACUUUGUUUAAUUAGCUGAUCUUUUCAUUCCAUCACGGGACGAGAGGAGAAAGCACCGGCCAUCUGGAGGAGGCUUUUCAGGAUAUAUAGACGGGGAAUACCCAAGGGCCUGGUUAAGACACUGGAGACAUUUGGGAUAGUCGGGGAAGCCACUGGCUGAAGGCAAAUAAAAACAGCCUGUUUGUUAUUUCAGCAUCACAUUUAGAUUAUUUUAGUCAAUGUUCAAAAUGAAAACCACCAAUAUAAUAUUAUUUAUUGGUAGACGAGUAAAACAGUAGUUGGUUGUCUUAAUAAAAACUCAACAAACAUAGGUUAUGUUACCCCGUUUUCAAAAUAUAAUUAGACAGUAAUGACAUUUGCCUUUCACUUCUAAAAAACAAAAAACAGUUAGUUUUGAGCCAUAUCGCUCUCCAUAGUACAGCAUCUCGAGGACAAGCUUUAUGUGAACGCGCGCCUCCCUCGCCGUUUGGACGGGGGUGUUGCUAGGGGGACACAUAUCUUGAGGGGGAAACUGUACUCGACACAACACCGGUACUGCAUACCGGUGAGUACCGGUGUUACACCGAAAUCCGUGACCUGCAGGGGAGCCAGCAACAUGAGGUCACCAUUUCUGA